Molecule: messenger RNA, 1214 nt
Organism: Leptopilina heterotoma
Lineage: Eukaryota; Metazoa; Arthropoda; Insecta; Hymenoptera; Figitidae
Gene: Dnaaf6
Product: dynein axonemal assembly factor 6
Exons: 4
Coding region: 518-1090 (190 amino acids)
Biological process (GO): axonemal dynein complex assembly
Cellular component (GO): cytoplasm
Molecular function (GO): dynein intermediate chain binding; protein-folding chaperone binding
Source: RefSeq, a predicted model, not a curated record
UAAUGAAAUUCGUACCUAAAAAAAGUGAUAGAACAUUUAUUUGAGUAUAGGUAUCUAAUCAUUUUUAGAGUAAAUCAGAAUAUUUUUUAGAGUCAGGGAAAAAGUGAAAAUUUAUUUUGUCUACCUAGAUAUCAGGGAAAAAUGAGGGAAAAAUAAAAUAAAAUUUUUGUGACAACUCUGUUAUUGUUGUCAAAACAAAAAAAUAAAUAAAUAAUGUUUGUUGAUUUAAAAAUAUAUUAAUACUUUUUUUGCCUUUUAAAAAAUGUUCCCGUUUGUUAAAACAAGUUUUAUAUAACAAUAUUAAAUUUUUCUAAUAAUAAAAAAAAUGUAAUUUGCGUUUGCAAAUGGGAAAAAGUGGUUCAAAGAGGCUAAUAGAACAAAGUUAUAACGCGCUGGUGUUGUAUGGUCGUCAUGACAACGUCAAUUUGUUUAUUAUAUGACACACGUAUAAAAACUUUCUGCGCUUUUUGUCGUAAUACGAAUUCACAUCUGAGAUUUUUUUACUCUCGUUUCAAAUAUGGAGGGUUUAUUUACUUUUGAAAAUAUAAAAGGACUACAGAAUUUAUUAUCACAAACGUCCAAAAAUUCGGACGAUGAUGUAACACAAUCUGUACCGACAACUUCAGGAAGUAGUGAUACAAAGUCGUGUAAAAAAGAAGAUGGAUACGAGGUUUCAUGUGGUUCUUCUGUGCAAAGAGAGUGUGCGGAUAUUUGGCAUGCAGCGGAAACGAAAAAAUUUCAAUAUUUUCAACAGCAGCGUGACCCAAGAGUUAGACCAGAAUAUCAAAUUAAAUACAAGCAAUCUCUCGGUACUCAAGAUGUAUUUCUAGGUAUGGGAUUUAAAACUCCAGGUACUGCAUCUUGUGAGUGGUUAUCACUCACGAUAAAACUUCCAAAAGAAAAUCGAGACAAAGUUCAAUUGACUGUAAAAUCCGAUUUGGUGGAUUUACGUAGUCCAAAAUAUCGUUUGGUUUUGCCAACGCCACACAAGGUUGAUCCUAAUGUUUCAUCAGCAAGAUGGUUUCGAGAAACGUACACAUUAGAAAUUUCAUUAAAAUUAGUUCGAGAAUUGGAUGCAAUUAAUUUUUAAAAAGUGGAUUAUUUAAUUUUUAUAAAUAAAAUACAAUUGUUUGUAAUUCGUCAUAAGUUUUGAGGGGAAGGAGAAAAAAACCAGAAAACAUUUUUAUUCCAUUUUUUGUGAGUUUAUAAAAUUU